CCGGAAGAAAGACGCACAAUCCCCGAGCGUCUUGCCAUGUAAAGCUUACAUUUAUUUAAAAGGGGCCGGCGCUUGUGCGAGGCUCCUCCGGGAGAUGGCUACUAUAAUCUAUAUAAACACCAGCGCCUGCCGCAUGCUCGGUGACUUAUGAACGCCCAGAGCAUCAUUCUAUUUUCACAUGAACCUUCGAGCGUCGGCACUCGCUUCCUUCUCCUACCAGGCCAAGCGAGUAAAGGGCCUGUAAGCUUCACAAGUUCUUUGGAUAUCACCUUCAUCGGAACCGCAAUGGCCAUCAUCGACUUCGAUAGCGUAACCUUCCUCACAGACCCGAUGUUUACCCCAGCAGGAUGGAAUGGGACACAGAAAUCGCCGUGCUCAAGAACACUGAGUCACGGGGCUUAGGCUUAAAGAAGCUUCCGCCGAUCGACGCCAUGUAGCUCAGCCACGAGCACCACCCAGGUAACCUCGACGAGUUGGGCCAUCGCGUUCACACGGCCGCAAAGUCUUGACCAAUAGCUAUGGACCCGCAAGUUCACUGCCAAACUGCUGCAGGCGCUGAACUCUGAUGUCCUUGUUCCGGUGCACUGAGAGUCUUGACGGUUUUUUCCUUAACUUCGAAAGGAACUUGCGCAGGCCCUUGAAGCUGCAGGUGUACAGC
Messenger RNA from Aspergillus novofumigatus IBT 16806, 658 nucleotides. RefSeq lists its product as uncharacterized. Lineage: Eukaryota; Fungi; Ascomycota; Eurotiomycetes; Eurotiales; Aspergillaceae. Bases 148 to 402 code for a protein of 84 amino acids. The transcript has a single exon. The record is from RefSeq and is a predicted model, not a curated record.